AUGACAAAGGAUAGAUUAGCAGCCCUUGUUGCGGCCCAAAGUGAUGAUGAUGAUGUGGGCCCUGAUGAUGUUGCCGUUAAUGUCGAGGGCAGAGACGGCUUCAUGGAUGCUUUCUUCGGAGAGGUUUGUGUUUCCGAACUUCAUAAUUCCAAAUCUAAAUUAAAUUUUGACAUUUCGUUACGUCAUUAUUCGGCGAACACCUGA
Diabrotica balteata is the source of this 204-nucleotide messenger RNA. The record is from the annotation of a GenBank genome assembly. NCBI's taxonomy places the organism in Eukaryota, Metazoa, Arthropoda, Insecta, Coleoptera, Chrysomelidae.